UAUACAUAUAUAAUAAGAGGGAUCCACAACUUGCCUUUAACCAACAACAAAGACAUUUGAGAAAUCAUUUGUUUACAGGAAAGCUCGAUUUCUUUUCCCAAGUUUUAUUACAAAAUUACAAUGGCUCGUACUAAGCAAACUGCACGUAAAUCCACCGGUGGUAAGGCUCCCCGUAAGCAACUUGCCUCCAAGGCCGCCCGUAAGGCCGCUCCCGCAACUGGUGGUGUCAAGAAGCCUCAUCGUUAUCGCCCUGGUACCGUCGCUCUUCGUGAAAUUCGUCGUUACCAAAAGUCCACUGAAUUGUUGAUCCGUAAGCUUCCUUUCCAACGUUUGGUUCGUGAAAUUGCUCAAGACUUCAAGACCGACUUGCGUUUCCAAUCCUCUGCUGUUGGUGCUCUUCAAGAAGCCGUCGAAGCUUACCUUGUCUCUCUCUUCGAAGAUACCAAUUUGUGUGCUAUCCACGGUAAGCGUGUUACCAUUCAACCCAAGGAUAUGCAAUUGGCCCGUCGUCUUCGCGGUGAACGCGCCUAAGUACCAUAUUUGCUGAUGAUUGUUUUCGCCGUUGCUUCCAUAGUGAUUGUGUGUUAAGAAUCUAUAAUAUGUUGGUAUGAGGUUGGGUAUUGGUGUCUACGUGUGAGUGAAUGAAAGAAAAGCGGAAGUUAUGAAAAGAAGAAUUGGGUCGGGACUUGCUGUUUCUCAUGCUUCUUUUGUUCUGUUUUGUCAUAAAGCCUAACGUUUUCUGUAUUUAUGGGACAGGGUGCCUCACAACUGUUUAUCAAUUGUUCAUGUAUAUUAAUGAGUUGAAACAACAACAAUAAUAAUAAUUAAUUUUGUAUUCUCCCAA
Molecule: messenger RNA, 844 nt
Organism: Schizosaccharomyces cryophilus OY26
Lineage: Eukaryota; Fungi; Ascomycota; Schizosaccharomycetes; Schizosaccharomycetales; Schizosaccharomycetaceae
Product: histone H3 h3.1
Exons: 1
Coding region: 121-531 (136 amino acids)
Cellular component (GO): nucleosome
Molecular function (GO): DNA binding; structural constituent of chromatin; protein heterodimerization activity
Source: RefSeq, a predicted model, not a curated record